Molecule: messenger RNA, 861 nt
Organism: Aureococcus anophagefferens
Lineage: Eukaryota; Pelagophyceae; Pelagomonadales; Pelagomonadaceae
Exons: 1
Molecular function (GO): protein binding
Source: RefSeq, a predicted model, not a curated record
GUUUGGGAGCCGGGCCGGCGCGCCGGGUCCUUCGUCGUCGCGGCGCCGGCGCCCGGCGGCCGGCGGGUCUGCGUCGAAUUGCGCGAACUGCGCUCCGCGCCCCUCGAGGGCUGGCUCGAGGAGGCGGGCCUCGGGCGCGGCUCGGGCCUCGCGAUGAUCGACAUCGCGCUCCGGGCCCAGUUCGAGCGCGGCGGCUUCCACGCGCUCGGCGGCGGCGAGUUCGUCGGCGCCCGCGCGGUCCAGCCCCUCAACAAGUACGGCCGAGUCGACGACGAGCUCGCGCGGCGGCUCGUCGAGCUCGGCUGCGAGCUCCGCGUCGGCGUCGCGCUCACGGCGUCGCGGCUCGACGCGGGCCUCUGCGUCAACUACGACCUGAUGGCGCGCCUCACCAUCAAGUCGGUCAACGUCGCGGAGCUCAUGCUCGGGCUCUUCGGCCUGCGCGGCAACCGGCCCGAGAAGCUGGUGCCGGACGAGAUCAAAAAGCUCCACGACCUCCUCAAGAAGAAGCUCUGCGAGGUGAACCGCGGGUCGCGCUGGGCGGGGCCCCCGGAGAUCAUCCAGCUGGCGCGGAAGCUCUUCGACCCGAGCGGCACCUACGCGACGGCCGACUCGGAAUCCUUCGACAAGGGCGGCAAGCCGCGGACCGUGACGGCGCACUACCGCAUCGCCUACGGCAUCGAGCUGCAAUACCCGUGGCUGCCGCUCCUCGCCGUCGACUGCGGCGCGGUGCGCGUCCGGUGCCGCGACGAGCACGGCGCCGACGUCCUGGACCAGAACGGCCGCCCCACGUUCGACGUCGCGAAAGAGAACGGCAAGGCGAUGCGGAAGCGCAUCCAUUUCCCGCCGGAGCUCCUGCAGCUC